Durusdinium trenchii is the source of this 4674-nucleotide messenger RNA. NCBI's taxonomy places the organism in Eukaryota, Dinophyceae, Suessiales, Symbiodiniaceae. The record is from the annotation of a GenBank genome assembly.
AUGAGUUCCCAUCUACCAAGCCACUGGUCUGUGAGAACACCUGAAAACGACUCGGACGUGGUGCAUUCGCCAUUGAGACUAGGCUGGAGAGCGGAGAUGGCAAACCAGGAAGCUCCGCAGCGUCGAAAAAGUGCCAAGCAGCGGGCCGUCAAUGUCUCCUCCAGUGAGAACAUCAAGGUUGGAGAAGGCUAUGGAAAGCUGUGGGCUGGCAAAGAUGCCACCUAUGCGUUGGCCGUCCUCUCACUGAAGCCGGAAGAUGCCAACAAGUUGGACUUCACCCUGGAGCAAUUUACUGAUGAGCAGCGCACUGCGCUCGCUGGCUGGUACAAACACUUCACUGCAAGGUAUCCAGUCGUUGGAAGACUUCAAGAGUACGAUGGGUGGGACUUCUCUGCCAUCGAAAAGGAGGCAGAAAAGCAAAGACCGUUUGGUCUGAAGGAAGACCAAGCAGAGAAGAAGGAAGAACCUGUGAUGUUGAGAGCUGGCGACAAGGUAAAGUUGCAUGGCUUAGAUGAUGAGAAGCUGAAUGGCAAGAUCGGAGUUUUGCGUACGCUUGUGGCAAGCACUGGAAAAUUUGCCAUCGAGCUUGAUGGCAAUGAUGCUCGUCUGACCUCCAUGCAGGCCUAUGAGCGAAAUCCGAUUCAACCUGGACAGCAAGUUCUUGUGGUGGGAGCGUCAGGUGGCUGCGGUCAAUUUGGAGUUAGCCUGGCGGGUGCGAUGGGAGCAAAUGUUGACAUGGACUCGUUGAUUUCGAUUGGCCAACGUUUUGACAUGAUCUAUGACACCGUGUCCAGCAAUGCUCCAGAGGAUCCGAACUACGAGCCAGUCCUGAGGAACAGCACUGCAGAUGCCGCAGCUAGCCCGGUGCAGGUUCAGGAACAGCACAUGCUGGUUCAGAAGCUACCCAUAGCUGCAGAUGUGUGUGUGAUUGGUGGCGCACAGAGUGCGAGCGAGAUUGAGUGUAAGAGGCUUCUUAUUUGCACUGGAUCUGCCCAGAAGCGCUCUGCCCAAGCAUUGCUUCAAGAUGCAGGCGCCACGAUUUGCCCAGUGGCACCGCUGUGGGUGACGUAUCACCAUGGCCUGGUGUACUUCCUGCCCGCCUGUGGCAACAACUUCUACGAGAUGCAGAUUCUCAGGAUGUUGGCCGCUUUCCGUGGCCGUGGUCUUCGGGCGCUGCGUGCGCUGCCGCCAUGUACGAGAGGUGCCUUGCAUUGGCGACAUGGUGGCAUUCCCUCAGGGGUUGGGAUUUCAAACGUGGGAACACGUUCGCCCCAUGAUCUUCUCACAGAGCUCAGCUCAAUCUUUGCCAAAGAAGGCGUGACCACUCUAUCAUCCCUUUCCGCCACGUGGUUUGCGAAGGCCGACCAAAAUGUGUCCAAAGGAUUGGAUCCUGAGGAGUUUCGAGAGACGAUGGCCAGUGUGGGCUUGAAGCUCAACGACUCGGAGAGUGAGUCUCUGUUUGCACAUUUCGACCUGGACAACUCAGGCAUCAUCACAUAUGGUGAAUUUGCCAAAGGUUUGCAAGGUGAGAUGCCUUCAUUCUCAGCUUCACUAGCCUUCAUGCAUCAGCAUACUGGACACUUUCCUUCGAACCACCAGCAAAUCAAAGCAGCUCGGCCGCGUUUUGAUGAGUCUGAGACUGAAGAGUGGCUUGAGUCUCUGGAUGCUGUUGUGGCAAAGCUGGGCCCAACACGCGCCCGGUUCUUGUUGCAUGACCUGAUGGAAGAGGCUGCACGACUUGGAGUGCACAUUCCUCAGCCAGUGAUCACACCAAUGGUGAACACCAUCCCCACCUCUGGAGAGCCGGACUACCCCGGUGACCGUAGCAUGGAGGAGCGUUUGUCCAACAUCAUUCGAUGGAAUGCAGCGGUCAUGGUCAGUGAUGGAAACCGACGUGGUGGUGGUGUUGGAGGUCACAUUGGCACCUUCGCAUCCAUUUGUGAUGUCAUUGAGGUGGGAAUGAAUCACUUCUUUCGCGGUAAGGACUUUGGCAACGGUCGAGGUGAUAGUGUCUGGAUGCAGGGUCAUGCAGCCCCUGGAGCCUAUUCCAGAGCCUUCGUGGAAGGUCGGCUCGGCAUAGAUGAACUCAUGAACUUUCGACGGGAAUCUGCUGGCAAAGGUGUUUCCAGUUAUCCUCAUCCUCGCUUGAUGCCCAAGUUCUGGGAGAAUCCCACAGUCUCCAUGGGCCUGGGACCUCUAGGUGCUGUCUAUCAAGCUCGUUUCUUUCGCUACUUGCACUUGCGGGGCUUGACCGACACCUCCAAGAGCCGCGUUUGGGCCUUUGUGGGCGAUGGUGAGAUGGACGAGCCCGAGUCCAUCACCGCCAUUUCCGUGGCCGGGCGCGAGCGACUGAACAACAUGAUCUUCAUCGUGAAUUGCAACUACCAACGCCUGGAUGGGCCCGUGCGUGGCAACUCCAAGGUGAUGCAAGAGUACGAAGGAACCUUCCGUGGUGCUGGCUUUGAUGUCAUCAAGCUGAUUUGGGGUGGCAAAUUCAAUGAGCUUAUAGAGCAGGAUCAUGAUGGCAAGCUGAUCGAGGCUUUGGAGAAUACAGUGGAUGGUGAUUGCCAACGACUCCAUGCCAAGGCAGAUGGUGCCCUCAUCCGGAAGGACAUCUUUGAGAAACAUGGCCUUCUGGAUCGGGUUGCUCAUUGGAGUGACGACGAGCUCUUGGAGGCUUUCCAGACUCCUGGAGGCCAUGAUCACAAGAAGAUCUAUGCCGCCUUUUCUCAGGCUGAGAAGAAUGCGGAAAUGGGAGGCCGUCCAACAGUGAUCCUGGUGAAGACGCUCAAGGGUUACAGCCUACAAACCUUCCUUGGUCGAAAUACCGUGCAUCAGAAGAAGAUGAUGUCGGACUCUGACAUGAGCCUCGGCUGUGAUGCCAUGGGCAUCCCCCUCACAGAUGAGCAGCUAAAGGCAGCAGAUGCCCAAAACUUUUUUGCACUCAAGGAGGACUCACCAGAGGUGACGUACCUCAAGCAACGACGUCAAGAACUGGGAGGUUUCCUUCCACUUCGUUCUCCAGCCAAGGUCUCUUCUUUGGUGGAACUCCCCACACACGAGACGACCUACAAUAUGUUUGACGAAGGCAGCAAAGGAAGAGAGAUAAGCACAACCAUGUGCUUUGCUCAAAUCCUUCGGAAAAUGAUGCAGGCUGGCGAGUUUGGACAGCGAGUGACGCUGAUUGUCACUGAUGAGUCCAGAACCUUUGGGAUUGACGCCUUCUUUCCGAUCUUCAAGAUACAUGCACCCUUUGGACAGAACUACACUCCUGUCGAUGCAGAUCAGGUAGGCGAUAGCAUUUGGCAAGCUGCUGAUGCGAGAGCGCGCGGCUUUCUCAUCGGCGCUACCUAUGGCCGCACCACACUGAAUGGAGAAGGGGCUCAGCAGCUGACUUGCGGCAUUUUGACCUUGCUUGUGUCCGCUGUGUUCAUCCGCUGCAGUUUGCUGCAAUAUAGGCAUUUGCAAGAGUUGAUUGCAGACGCAGCCCGCACCGUUGGCCGCUCAUAUGAUGAUGUCCGGCCCUACGUGAACCUCCUGGAGGAAAACUGGUUCGAUACAGUUGACAGCUUGAGGAGAGGGACCAUUGCAGCUCCAGAUCUUCAACAAUUAGGGCUACCUUUGCGGUUUGCACGCGAGCUUCUGUCACUGGCAGGGGCGAAAGGUGGAGCUGGUGGUGCGCCACCCCCACCACCUCCAGCUCUUGCAAAACCAGCUGCUGCAGCUGCAGGUGUACCAGCAGCCCCGCCACCUGCACCGGCGGUUCCAGCAGCUGUUCGAGUAGCUCCACCUGUUCGAGCACCUCCACCUGUUCGAGCAGCUCCAGCUGCUGUUCAAGCAGCUCCAGCUGCUGUUCAAGCAGCUCCAGCUGCUGUUCAAGCAGCUCCAGCUGCUGUUCGAGCAACUCCAGCUGUUCCAACUCCGCCAGCUCCUACUCCAAAAGCAGCCCCAGUAGUGGUUCCACCAAUUCUCGUCCCUCAACCCUUAGAGCGGCAUCGACUGCCUCAACAUCCUCAACAAGCCAAAGGGUCCAGAGGCAAAAGUGACGGGAAAGAGGAUUGGAAAGACAGGAGAGACGAGUGGAACUGGGAGAAAGGCCAAGGCCUGACCAAGGGCAAAUCAAAAAGGGACAGAGGGGGAAAAGGCAAAAGCCAGGGCAAACCUUUGGACACAGCUUCCUCACAAGUACAGGGGCUGGGGCUGCAUACACACAAAAUCUUUUUGGACAUCGACAGUCCGGAUCCUUCCUUCGGGCUCAAUGGACGUUUAAUUGGCGAAAAUGGACAGAAUGUGAAGCACAUCCAGGACAUCACCGGAGUCACCGUGCACCUUGGUGGACAAGGUAGCGGUGAUCGAGCCUCCGAACACGAACAACUGCAUGUUCUCUUGCGCAGUGGAGAUGCACCGAGUUUGGAAGAGGCCAUACGUAUCACCAACGAUCUCCUCGACACGGUUCUGGAGCAGUACACUGCGUGGCAAGGUGGGCGUGCACAAGGCCAAGAGAGCCAGAAGCCGCAGAAGGGCCCAGGCAAAUCUGGAGAUGGCCAUAAGGGGUUUGGCAAAUUGAAAGGAAAUGCGAGGCGGGGGCACUUUGCUGCUCGCAGCUGGAAUCAGAAAGGAGGCUAUGCCCACUAUCCGGAUGAGCCAGCAAACAAAAGAUCCAGGGCACAUUGA